Messenger RNA from Somion occarium, 1367 nucleotides. Lineage: Eukaryota; Fungi; Basidiomycota; Agaricomycetes; Polyporales; Cerrenaceae. The record is from the annotation of a GenBank genome assembly.
GACUUAGCUUGUCACCCGACUACGGGAGACCUUUGUUCACUCACCACUCGGAAUAUGACCUCGCCUCCAACACGUUACAGAGCUUCAAUUCUUCAAGUUAAUACCAUGGCUCGACCAGAGGACAAGAAUAAACCUGUUGGCGAUGAUCAAGAAGGCCGGUCUUCAGUUGCUGAUGUGCAGAUCACGUCGGUCGGCCCCGCUCUUCUUCGAUUGCCCAUCGAAAUGUUUGAGAUAAUCAUUGCCUGCUUCGCGGACAUUCCUACGGAGCUGAUCCUGCAAAAUCCCACCACAGUGAACGCUUCCUAUGCUGAGCGAAUGAGAGCCCUCCACGCUCUUUCGCAGACUUCACGAGCGUUGCGAGAAUAUUGUUUACCCCGGGCAUGGGAACGUCUCGAGGCCUGCAUUGAAUAUGGUCCAGAACACGGGGUGUGGUAUAAGCAAGUCUCCAAUCGACUGCGAAAUAUCAGCAACGGAUUAGCAGAAUCACCUGAGCUGGCUCAGCACGUGCAAAUCGCAACAGUCAGUCUGACACGAUGUUCGGUGGACGUGAUCCUACCUGCUUUCACCCGAUGCCUCGAACGGCUUCCGAAUUUGCACACUCUGCAGAUUGUCCACGCUCACUCGCAGAUGUCGACCGCACUCAAAGAUACCUUCGAGUCCAAACGGUUCCCCCAGAUACGCACCAUUAUCCUCCCUUCAUGUGCGCAGAGUGUGCUUAGGGCAUGUCCCGAAGUCAGACACGUCACUUGCAACGAAGACAACGGCGGGGAGCUUGUGACAGCGAUCCUGGCUUCCUGUAAGAAAGUCGAGAUCCUUCGUGGGAUAACGCCUGAAAGCGCCAUUGUGAAACACUUAUCGAAAGCUGCUCCGCACUUGAGAGAACUCGGAAUAAUUUCCUGCGCCGUUCACUCCUGGCCGAAAGUCCGUGAAAUAUCACCUUACGACAUUCGCGAACUCGGUAAGCUUACGAACCUGUCAAACAUAACUAUUAUGGUCGGCGAAGGGGAGAGUAUCUGCCGAGCAAAGACAUGCAAGGCGCAUAUUCAAGCAGCCUUUGAAGCAUUGGAGCAAAGCACUGCUGAGAAUAAAAGCGUGACAGUCAGAUAUAGUGCAUGGAUAUCGCGUCGCGGAGCCGAAGAUAUUAACGGACAUUGGCAGACUGUCCGGGAAGAAGAAAUCGCCGUAGGAAUGAAGUAGAGGAUUCGAUGAGGUCGACGCAGAGUCAUUCCUUGAGCCGAGAUAUCACAACAAUUUAUAUAACUCAUAAUGUUACACCCGAAGGAGAACUUCUACUGUACACGCUAAAACUAAUGUUAUUCCGUUUGCUUCGUGUUAAUGAUGAGAUGAUACUCACCGAUGCUACGGUU